UGACUUGUGGACGUCAUGGCACCGGCUACCGACUCCGUUUCAGAUUUGUACGGGUCCUAAAAAUUUUAAGAAAUGUUGCGAAAAAAACAAAUGGCCAUCAGUGCUCCAACCAUGCUGUCUGCAAUGCAAACAAGUUCACAGCCUCCCAUCUCCUCCCUGUUGCCUUCACAGUUGCUUCACGGAGACAAAUUAGCAAUAAAUUUUGUCUGUUGAAUAAUGAAAUAGUUUUUGGUAAAUAAACAGUUGGUGAAAUUUAUGUGUCUACAUAUAUUGUUUCUGGUGAUGUCUAUAUAAGUGUGCCUAUUCACAGCAUUUCUUUUGUGGCACCAUUUUCUUGAUACUUGUACUAGUGGUGUACUAGUGGUUUAGUUGCACGAUGGAGAUGGAGCGAUCAAGAAAUGGUGGUGGCAAGGUGGUCACAUUCGAGGAUGCGAUGAUCGGGCAGCGCCGGAACGGCUCCCGCUCGACGCACCUUGACAUCGGCCGCGACGUCGACGCCGACCGUGUGGCGCGGCCGCUGCCGCCUCUGAGCAUGGGGAGUCGGCGGCGCACGUACGCCGACGGCGAGCUCGACGUGUUCGCCGCCGAGUGGUACUUCAAGGGCGCGAUGGACGGCGACCAGCGCAAUGGGGACGUUGAUGCCGCGGUGGUGGUGCCCGUGGAGGCUGUCGAUGCCAGGCCGGCCGUGGCGGUGGCCAAGCCCGCUGGGACGCGCGCGUCAGAGGCGAGCCUAAGCGCGAGCUCGGCGGCCAGCGCCAACAGCCAGACCGUGCUCCUCCGGGGCGGGCACCGCCGUCACGGCUACCGUGACAAGAAGUGCUGCCUCCAGGUCGGCGUGCUCAUGCGUACAUGCUCUGGGAAGCGCUCGGUGCGCGUCGACGGCGGCGCGGCGAAGGAAGUCCCCGGCACUGGUGAGCCGGCGGCGAGCAAGAUCGAUUGGUACAGAGAGCUGAGGAUGCAGAAGGCUGCCCUUGGGCUCGCAGGAGAUGGCAGCAUCCAUGGAGUGGUGGCUGCUGGUCUCCCGCCAAAUUUAAAUCUUGGCACAGCGAAAGUGGCUGCCAUCGGGAGGGAGAUUAUACGAGAGGACAAGGCGGCCGAGCUCACCUGCUCAAGCUCUAGGAGGAGAAGCUUUACCUUCGUGGCUCCGGUCAGAGCUAACGCGCUGGCGAGCGACCGUGGCGGCGAUGCCAGCGGAGGAGGCAAAGGUGGCGGCGACGACGACGACGACGACGACGGCGUCGGGAGCGAGUCGAGCUCGGACCUGUUUGAGAUCAAGAGCCUCAAGAUCGACGACUGCCCCUACGAGCCCAGCGAGGCAAGCAUCCAGUGGAGCGUGGUGACCGCGAGCGCCGCGGACGCGUCGGAGUGCGGUGACCGCGUCUCAGCCAGAUGGAUCAGCGGCGGCAACAACGGCGGCCGUGGUGGUGGGAGGGGCCCUCCAGUGGCCGGGAGGCAGCAACGGGACCGGCCGGUCGGGAUGCUCGCGGGGUGCGUCAGCCACAGGGCGGUGGACGUGUCGGCGGCGACGGCAGUGUCGAACGCGCCGUCCACCGUAGCGAUGCGGCGGCGCAGUGCGAGUGAAGGAUUCCAGAAGGCACGGAGUGGAGCCUGAUACUUUGUUCCCUUUUUUGCUUGUGUCGAUUCAUACCAUCGUAAUUAUUUACUUCCGCAGUACAAAGGCUAUGAGAUCUAUGUAAAAUAAAAAUAGUACUGUACCUCAUAGUAAAUUGCAUGGUAGGUUCUUCCUUGAAUUUUGUAAAGAGCGUAUAUAUAUAUAUAUAUAUAGACUGGAGAACUCAUGUUCGCGUUGUGUUUGUUUGUCUGUACCAAGUGAUAUAUGAAUGGGAUAAUCUUAGAUCAAGAUGUA
Phragmites australis (common reed) is the source of this 1867-nucleotide messenger RNA. RefSeq names its product protein PHYTOCHROME KINASE SUBSTRATE 1-like. The transcript has a single exon. Gene Ontology annotation, biological process: phototropism. The record is from RefSeq and is a predicted model, not a curated record. Bases 377 to 1612 code for a protein of 411 amino acids. Lineage: Eukaryota; Viridiplantae; Streptophyta; Magnoliopsida; Poales; Poaceae.